UGGACUUGUUGGGUGUUGCGGGUUCUUCGCUGUGGGGAGAAGGAUGCGCGUGGUAUUGGAGCUGAGAGCCUGCGAUUUUACCCUAUAAGAUCGAUGCGACCCGCAGGCAGGCAAUGCUAGGUGUGUUCUUGGGUGAUCCGCGAGCACGGAUAUCGCGAAUCGAUGAACAGCGCCUAGAGCGGGGCUUUUAGAAUUUGGGAGCAGGGCAUAGGAUUUGUGACGAAUUUCAAGGAUUUUCAGCAAGAAUGGUGUUCUGGGAAGGCUAUGCAAGCGAUGAAUUGAUGGGAACGGUGCUGCCGUUGGUGGUCUACUGGGUUUAUGCCGGUUUUUACCACUUGCUGCCUCCGCUGGAUCACUUGAGGCUUCACUCACGCAAGGAAAGUAGCAGAAAUCUGGUGACUAUGCCGACAGUCAUCAAAGGCGUGCUGCUCCAGCAGGGAAUUCAAGCGUCUAUGGCGAUUUUGCUCUUCUCGAUCACAUCUCAGAAGCCGAGCGACGAGAAAAAUCCCGUCCAGCCACCGCUGGCGAUGCAACUCUUCCAGUUCGUGGUUGCGAUGCUGGUGAUGGAUACUUGGCAGUACUUUGUCCACCGCCUGAUGCACGUCAACAAGUUCCUCUACCGUCACGUCCACUCUCACCACCACCGGCUCGUCGUGCCUUACGCUUUCGGCGCCCUCUACAACCAUCCUCUCGAGGGCCUCUUGCUCGACACGGUCGGGGGCGCGCUCUCGUUUCUCGCCUCGGGUAUGACACCACGAACAGCGGUCUUCUUCUUCUCGUUCGCGACGAUCAAGACGGUGGAUGAUCACUGCGGGAUCAUGAUCCCGGGGAAUCCCUUCCACACCAUCUUCCGGAACAACGCUGCUUACCACGACAUCCACCACCAGCUCUUCGGCACCAAGUAUAACUUCUCGCAGCCUUUCUUCGUGAUGUGGGAUAAGAUCCUGGGGACUCAUAUGCCGUUUAAUCUGGAGGAGAGAGCCGAGGGGGGAUUCGAGGCCAGACCGCUCAAGCUCAAGGAAUAGAACGACACGGACAUCAUCGGAGUUGUGAGCUCGUUCGUCCCGGCCAAGAUCAUAUCAGGCACUGUAAAUUCGAUCAGAGAGUGGUGGUUUCGCUGACGAGAGGAAGAGAUUUGAGGAGAAACGCAGCGUUUGUAUAGAACAAAAUGGACUUUCUGCCUAAAGAGUUACAUGGAUGGAUUUGCAUUUGAAGUUUUCUGGAGAAACUUCUUUCUUAAAGGCAUCUGGGAUAUACCCUUGCCUAUUGUGGACCGGUCAAAUGUGGGGGAUGAGAAUCGAUCCAACAACCGGUAUACGUGUAAAGGAGACCAGCAAAGAGUUGACACCUGGUUUGAUCCCUAUUGUCCGCUUUGGACCACCACGUAAAUAAAGUAGUGUUUGGCGGUGUUA
Messenger RNA from Selaginella moellendorffii, 1412 nucleotides. RefSeq names its product sphinganine C4-monooxygenase 2. Bases 246 to 1025 code for a protein of 259 amino acids. The record is from RefSeq and is a predicted model, not a curated record. The transcript is spliced from 3 exons. Gene Ontology annotation, molecular function: oxidoreductase activity; iron ion binding. Gene Ontology annotation, biological process: lipid biosynthetic process. Lineage: Eukaryota; Viridiplantae; Streptophyta; Lycopodiopsida; Selaginellales; Selaginellaceae.